AUGGGGCACGUACCUGCCUCCCUCUGCCGCUCAGGGCGCCUCACCUCUGCCCCCUGGGCAGCCCUGCUCCUCGGCUUGGUCUUUGCCUCCUUCCAGCCCGCUGGCUCUGCAGAAGCAAGCAACAGCAACCACUCAGCGCUGACCACCCAGCACCCAGACCCUGACAGCCUGGACCAGUGCCCCAAUGUCGACUUCUGCCCUCAAGCCGCCCGCUGCUGCCAGGCGGGCGUGGAUGAGUACGGCUGGAUCGCGGCGGCCGUGGGCUGGAGUCUCUGGUUCCUCACCCUCAUCCUGCUGUGCGUGGAUAAGCUGACGAAGCUCCCUCCCGAGGAGCCCAAGGACUCCCAGGCCUGA
Sorex fumeus (smoky shrew) is the source of this 354-nucleotide messenger RNA. It is a transcript of the gene TMEM213, whose product is annotated as transmembrane protein 213. The record is from RefSeq and is a predicted model, not a curated record. The transcript is spliced from 3 exons. The coding region runs from base 1 to 354 and encodes 117 amino acids. NCBI's taxonomy places the organism in Eukaryota, Metazoa, Chordata, Mammalia, Eulipotyphla, Soricidae.